AUGUCAUAUAUAAAUUGUAAUGUUAUGAACGAUAUGCAGAAGAUUUGCAAGGAUAAUGCCCAAAAUAUUGCAUUUCGCCUGGCCAAAUUCAUCAAAGUUGAGCAGUUCAGUUCGCAUUACGCGGGGCUUCGCUUCGGAAUGCACACGUUUGCGCCGUACAGGAACCAGCUGAGCUUGUUGACCACGACGCAGUUAAAGCCAAAACCGCGCGAACAUUUUCUCGCCCGCCAUGCGCUCGAGCAAAUGCCUCCCCGACCUCCGCCCUUCUCGCCUCCGCGCCGCCGCCUUUGCACCUCGCACCCCGCGCUGCCGGCGCGGCGCGCCGCCGAGCAGCAUUGCCUCCGCCUCCUGGAGCGCGCCUCCACGCCCGCGUCGCUCCUCCAGCCCCUCGCCUUCCUCCUGAAGUGCGGCCUCCACUCCAACCCGCUCGUCCUCACCAGGCUCUUCGCCUCCUCCGCCACCGCCGCCCCCGCGCUCCUCGAGCCCCUAGUCGCCGCGCUCCUCCGCCCGGACGUCCCGCUCGACGCCUUCCUAGUCAACACCCUCAUCCGCGCCCACGUCGCCUCGCCGAUCCCCUCCGCGCGCCGCCGCGCCGCGGACUUCUUCCCGCUGAUGCUCAGCCGCGGCAUCGCCCCCAACAAGUUCACCUUCCCGUUCCUCCUCAAGUCCUGCGCCGCGCACCCGGGGUCUCCCGCCGCCGGCCUCCAGGCCCACGCCGCCGCUCUCAAGUUCGGGUUCGCGGCGGACCACUACGUCUCCAACACGCUGAUACACAUGUACUCCUGCUUCGGCGCCGGGUUCCUCGAAGACGCGCGGAACGUGUUCGAGAGAAUGGCCAAGGACAGUGCCGUCACCUGGAGCGCCAUGAUCGGCGGGUAUGUGCGUGGGGGGCUGUCGGGUGAUGCCGUCGGGCUGUUCAGGGAGAUGCAGGCCAGCGGAGUGCGGCCGGAUGAGGUGACCGUGCUCGGGGUCCUGGCAGCCGCCGCUGAUCUGGGCGCGCUCGAGCUCACACGGUGGGUUGGGCGGUUUGUGGAGAGGGAGGGGAUAGGGAAGUCCGUGACGCUCUGCAAUGCGCUGAUUGACACGCUCGCCAAGUGCGGGGACGUGGAUGGGGCGGUGGCGGUGUUCGAGGGGAUGGAGGAGCGGACUGUUGUGUCAUGGACGUCGGUGAUUGAUGCACUUGCGAUGGAGGGUCGUGGGAAGGAAGCUGUGGGGGUGUUCGAGGAAAUGAAGGCUGUUGGCGUGCCGCCUGAUGAUGUUGCAUUCAUCGGGGUGCUCACUGCAUGUAGCCACGCCGGAAUGGUUACUGAGGGUCGUGGCUACUUUGAUUCAAUGAAGAUAGAGCAUGGUAUCGAGCCUAAGAUCGAGCAUUACGGUUGCAUGGUUGACAUGUUUGGUCGUGCUGGCAUGGUUGAGCAGGGAUUGGAGUUUGUUCGCGCGAUGCCCAUGAAACCAAACCCGAUAAUUUGGCGGACACUGGUUGCUGCUUGUCGUGCUCAUGGUCGGCUUGAACUCGGCGAAAGCAUCAGCAGGGACCUUCUGAACGAGUACCCUGCUCAUGAGGCCAACUAUGUCAUGCUCUCCAACGUAUUUGCACUGACGCAGAGAUGGAAGGAGAAGUCAGAGAUUAGGAGAGAGAUGAGCAAGAGAGGAAUUACAAAGGUGCCAGGAUGCAGCAUCGUUGAGCUUGAUGGAGAGGUCCAUGAGUUCAUAGCAGGGGAUGAGUCACAUCCACAGUACAAGGAGAUAUACCUGAUGGUUGAGGAGAUGUCAAGAGAGCUAAGGCGUGUUGGGCACAUCGCACUUACAUCAGAGGUGCUGCUUGAUCUUGACGAGGAAGACAAGGAGGGUGCGCUUCAGUGGCACAGUGAGAAGUUGGCAAUUGCAUUUGUGCUACUGAGGACUCCUCCUGGAACACAGGUCCGAGUGGUAAAAAACCUACGUGUAUGCUCAGAUUGUCACGCAGCAAUAAAAUGCAUAUCACAGGUCUAUAACCGGGAGAUCAUAGUACGUGAUCGGAGCCGUUUCCAUCGCUUCAAGGAUGGUUCCUGCUCGUGCAAAGAUUUCUGGUGAUUGGAGUUGUGUUUCACCAGGUUAUCCUGCUUCUCAUGGUGCAGUGAAGAGUGGGUUGAACUUCAACAGCACAUGCGAGUGGUCAUGGGGUAUUUUCGACGUGCUUCUGCAAGUCCUCAAUUUUUGGUAAUCUAUUUGUAACACAAAGCUUCCAGUGGCCAAAAACUGAUGUUUACUGAAGAUUAUUGGAAGUAGCAUUGGAAC
Molecule: messenger RNA, 2277 nt
Organism: Lolium perenne
Lineage: Eukaryota; Viridiplantae; Streptophyta; Magnoliopsida; Poales; Poaceae
Product: pentatricopeptide repeat-containing protein At4g21065-like
Biological process (GO): RNA modification
Molecular function (GO): zinc ion binding; RNA binding; protein binding
Source: RefSeq, a predicted model, not a curated record